Messenger RNA from Pyricularia grisea, 1878 nucleotides. RefSeq lists its product as uncharacterized. Lineage: Eukaryota; Fungi; Ascomycota; Sordariomycetes; Magnaporthales; Pyriculariaceae. The coding region runs from base 1 to 1878 and encodes 625 amino acids. The record is from RefSeq and is a predicted model, not a curated record. The transcript has a single exon.
AUGGCUACCGCUUCGCAGGAUCGACCCCCAACCUUCCGGCGCGAUUCACCGUCACCCGAGAUAGCCCCGACCCGAGCUAUAGGGGCCUCCCCAGAGCUAUCCCGCUGUCUCUCGAGUACCUCAAUGGCCUCACAAGGGUCCGCUACUACUGACGGCUCGCGUCCUCGCGAGUCACUUGGGGCAGCCAGUGACACGUCCAAUCUCUCUCGCCACUCUUCGGCAAGCUUUGCUUCUUCUUCUCGUCUCUCCGAUGUGAGCGGGCUUGGUGUCGACACGGGUAGCCGAAGGAGCUGCAGUGGCAGCCGCUAUUCGACGAUGAGCAUGGACAGGCCCGCCGCUCAGCGUUCCUCAUCUCGUCGACGCGGCUACAUGCGCCCUUGUGGGACUGAUUUUGCCGCCAGCGCCCGCCAACGAGAGAGUGUCCUCAGCUUGGGCAGCAUUACACAUCUUCAGUACUACUUUGCCAGGACUGGUCUUCUUGACGGCAAAGGUGGUAACCUCGGUCGGAGGAGGAAUCAAAAGGCACAAACUCUGGAUUUUUCUCAACUGGACACGUCCGCCUUCAAGAAGACUGGCAGCGGGUCAGAUGUCGACUCAUCGUAUGCCUCCCUGGGCAGUAGCCCGGAUCUAGGCGCACAACAAACAGGCCUGGUCGAAUCUCCUAUCCGGGAGGACCACAUAGGGGACGAAGCGUACUUUGACGACGAUGUUUCUGACCCGGAGGACUACGAUGGGGCCGAGCACGGCAUGCUUCCACCAACUACCAGCACAUAUGUCCACCGCGAGAAACCUGUGCCCAAGCCACCGUCCAUGUCUGAGCUGCGCGCAGAGUUGACAAGCGCCCUCGAAACGGCCACCAAGGCACUGAUUGAGGCCAAAGAAGGCAAGGAUGUGUCCAAGGCUGAGGAUCCAGAAGACAAGGAGAAUAACACUCCAUCAAAGAAAGCGCCGGGGUGGUUUGAGGUACAGGGCGUACACAUCCUCGAUGUCAUGACGCUCGCGAUUCGAGCAGCCAAGGUCUACUAUACGAGUCACGAGCAUCCGCACAAGCUCGACGCCAUCAAGUCGGAAAAGGCUGUGCGCGCUGAGCUUUUAUCUGUGAUGGACGCGCUGAAGCGCAUGGCCUCGCGCAACUUCGCCGGGGGCAUACGUGAAGACGAGUUUGCCACUAUGGAUGGCUGGGUCGCCGGUUUGAAAGACAUGCUGAGUCGCGAGGACGAAAUGGUCGCUGCUGAGCGGAAGGAGGUUGCCAGCUGGACUUGGCUCAAGGACAACGGUUGGUCCGAUAGCUUGGAGAAGCGUGUCGAGCGCGAGUAUGCCUUCAUCAAGUCCCUGCUAGCUGGAAAUGGUUCAUUUCCCGGCCAGAGCACUGCAUCGACUACACCGACCCAGAUGACGUCGCCAACGGCAACCUCUUUUCCUGGCGCCGCCUCAUCAACGACAACAGCACAAUCACUGCUGACAGGGACCGCCACGACGGACGAGGAGACUUUGCCGGAAUGGAAGCCCAUAGACCGUAAUACCUCGCUCGAUAGUCAAACGGUGCCAACGCCGUUUCUGCGUGCCAUGCAGAACGGCAAGUUUUUGGUCAGGCUGCACAACGGAGCCGUGCAUAAGUCGCAGCGACGCUUCGGUGCCAUUGGUUCGUACCACCAAGACACGGCCAAGCCAUACCGUUCCGCCGACAACAUUCGAUACUGGGUCAAGGCCGCCGAGCUGCGCUGGGAGGUCCACCUCAAAGGCGUCGAUCCCCUGGCCCUUGUUUACGACAACGUAGGCCCUCAGGUUUGGGUGGCAUUUGAGGAUGCCAUAUUAGACUGGUGCCGCAAGGUCAGAGAGGAGAUAACUGCCGAGCUUGUUGCUGCCGGGCUAGUCUGA